This is a messenger RNA of Trichoderma gamsii, 1623 nucleotides long. RefSeq lists its product as hypothetical. Gene Ontology annotation, molecular function: RNA binding; ATP:3'-cytidine-cytidine-tRNA adenylyltransferase activity. Gene Ontology annotation, biological process: tRNA 3'-terminal CCA addition. Lineage: Eukaryota; Fungi; Ascomycota; Sordariomycetes; Hypocreales; Hypocreaceae. The transcript has 3 exons. The record is from RefSeq and is a predicted model, not a curated record. Bases 1 to 1623 code for a protein of 540 amino acids.
AUGAAGAGGAAGCUCAGUGCACUUUUGAGAGAUACAAGUUCAGCCAUCGCCAUGUCCACUCACUCAGUCAAGCUCACAGAGCGCGAGAAACAGCUCCGCUCUCUUCUUCUGAACGUCGCCAAGUUCAUUGACACGACAACGACGCUCGACCAGCCGCUGGUUCUGCGCUGGGCCGGCGGUUGGGUAAGAGACAGACUCCUCGGCAUAGAGAGUCAUGACAUUGAUGUGGCAAUCAAUGCCAUGACCGGGCAGCAGUUUGCGCAGCACAUCUCAGAGUACUGCAAGCAGCCCGACGCCGCAAAGACCCAUGGCUUUGCCCCUGGAGACAUUGGCAGGCUGCACCGCAUUGCGAGCAACCCGGACAAGUCCAAGCAUCUCGAGACCGCCAUGGUCAAGCUCUUUGGCAUGGACCUUGACUUCGUCAAUCUGCGCAAAGAGACGUAUGCCGAGGACAGUCGGAACCCUCAGAUGGAGUUUGGUACCGCAGAGGAAGAUGCUCUUCGCCGGGAUGCCACCAUAAACGCUUUGUUUUACAAUCUGCACACCGAGGAGAUUGAAGAUUUUACCGGCGGCAUCCGCGACAUGGAGGCGAAGAUAAUUCGGACUCCCCUCGAACCCUAUCAAACGUUUAUAGAUGAUCCCCUCAGAGUACUUCGUCUCAUACGUUUCGCCGCUAGGCUAGGGUUUACUAUCGAUGAGACGUCGAAGAAAUUCAUGAACAACAAGGAUAUCCUUGAGGCUCUCCGGAAGAAAAUCAGCCGUGAAAGAGUUGGUGUUGAAUUAGAAAAGAUGCUGAAGGGCAAAACACCCCGAUCGGCACUGGAGAUAAUUAACCGUCUUGGCCUCUACCAAGCAAUUUUUAGCGAUCCGGCGGAAGAAAAUGUUGCAUUGCCCGAUAUAUCCCGAUGGCAUGUCGCCUACAGCUGUCUUGACGAACUAUUAAAGGAUAGAGAGCCGGGCUCAAUAUCUCAGCUGUUGAUUGAUGUUGAUGACAGCGAUACUACGUAUUUGGCGUGGAAUCUCGCUGCUGUGAGCCCCUGGAUCUCCAGAGUUGAUCGCUCUGGGCGCAAGCAAAAGGCAAAUGCCCUCCCGCCCGUUGGUGUCAUCGCCCGUGAAGGGUUUAAAGCCUCGAACAAGCUCACAACUGUCAUGACAGCCUGUCACAAGCAUCGUGCUGAAAUACUUGACCUAAAAAAGGCAGUGUGUGAGAAUUCGCCGAUAGUAGAGCAACGAGACACCUUGGGCAUGGCCAUUCGGAAGUGGGAAGCAGUGGGCGGACACUGGAAGGUUCAAGUGUUAGGAGUGAUAAUGAUCGAUGCUAUGGAACAGCUUAAAGAUUUUUCCGCUGAGAAGGGUAAAGAUCAUACAGUGUUCCUUGAAGGAUGGGAAAAGUUCCUUCAGCAUCUCGUUAAACUUGAUAUUUUCGAUGCCCCCAAUUUGAAGCGAAUUAUAGAUGGACGAGCUCUGGCCAAGGCCCUGGGGGUCCCGCCGGGCCAAUGGAUGGGCAAAGCUUUGGACAUCUGCAUGGCUUGGCAGCUUCGAAAUCCGGCAGAGGAGAGUCCAGAUGGUGCAAUACAGGAAGUGAGAGACAAAGCCGAGGAUCUGGGUAUAAAACUAGAAUGA